This is a messenger RNA of Fusarium pseudograminearum CS3096, 756 nucleotides long. RefSeq lists its product as uncharacterized. Gene Ontology annotation, cellular component: mitochondrial crista junction; MICOS complex. Lineage: Eukaryota; Fungi; Ascomycota; Sordariomycetes; Hypocreales; Nectriaceae. Bases 1 to 756 code for a protein of 251 amino acids. The record is from RefSeq and is a predicted model, not a curated record. Gene Ontology annotation, biological process: cristae formation. The transcript has 3 exons.
AUGGCUUCACGAGUGGUGUUCUCAAGGCGCUCACUGGCGCCUUUGGCGACUAUGGCCCUUGGUGGCCUGGCACUGACUCCGGCCACUGUUUUCGCUGAAGGACCUAGCGACCUCAAGCGAAAACCCAUUUACGAUGACUUCGAGAUCCCAGCUUCAAAGCCCGCACCCGUGACGCCACCACCCGCUGCCACGACGCCCGUCGCUGAGCCCGUUGAAGAGGAGGAGGAGAGGCAAUAUUCGCCUACCCCUACGGACCGAUUGGCUGUCUAUGUCGGAAGGGGGCGCCUGUCUCUGUACAAGUACGCUGUCGCUGCCGAGAACAAGAUCAACGAGACCAUGGAUUCGGCUUUCAACCUCGAGCAGUCCUUUACCAGCACCAUCGCUUCGCUGGCUCCCUCUCGCGAAAGCGGCGAGCAGCUCAUGCCCGGCGCUAUCUACGUCUUGGUUGCUGCCAUGGCCGGUAGCAUCAUCACCCGCAAUCGUAGCAUCAUCCUCCGUGCCUCGGUCCCUCUCGCCCUGGGUAUCGGUGCUGGCUGGACCGUUAUCCCCGUCACCAUGCGCAACGUGUCCGACCUUACUUGGAAGUAUGAGCAAAGAUUCCCCGUCGUUGCCCAGUCUCACAUCCGACUGCGGGAGAGCAUUCUCAACAGCGCCAGCUUUGCCAAGGCGCAUUCACAAGUUGGUGUCAAAUAUGUCGAUGAGAAGGUAACAGACGCGAGAGAGGCUGUUGAGGGCUGGGUUCAGAAGGGCAAAUAA